Siniperca chuatsi (mandarin fish) is the source of this 2091-nucleotide messenger RNA. RefSeq names its product ovarian cancer G-protein coupled receptor 1-like. Gene Ontology annotation, biological process: phospholipase C-activating G protein-coupled receptor signaling pathway; positive regulation of Rho protein signal transduction. Bases 161 to 1114 code for a protein of 317 amino acids. The record is from RefSeq and is a predicted model, not a curated record. The transcript has 2 exons. Gene Ontology annotation, molecular function: G protein-coupled receptor activity. Lineage: Eukaryota; Metazoa; Chordata; Actinopteri; Centrarchiformes; Sinipercidae. Gene Ontology annotation, cellular component: membrane.
GUGGAUGCAAAGGAUGUUCGCAGAAAGUGACACGCAGUAUAAUAUCUGCCGGUCAUGCUCUCUCACCAUGAGUGGACACUGAUGAAGGGGAAAUAGCAAAAAAUACAACUUCACUGUGAAAAACUGCAGAGCUGAAAGCAUCAAGGUCAAUACUCUACAGAUGUCCAACAACAGCAAGAUGACUGGGAUACAUGAAAAUGCUUCACUUCUCUGUGGUAAAGACCCUGUCUAUUACACAAAUACCAUAGGUAUUGUGGUGGACUGGGUGAUAUUCCUCGUUGGACUACCUGAAGUCUGCCUGGCCUGCUACGCUCUCCUGUGUCUAGUCAAGACGGACAGUGCAGCUCCGAUCUUCGCCAUAAACCUGCUCCUGUCAGAUCUCAUUCAAAUCGGGAUCACAGUAGUCUUUAUCGUGAGUAGGUUUUUUGAUGCCACCUUCCAGCCCUUCAUCAGGGCCCGCUGCAUCGCACGACUGUUUGUUCGCUUGGGCCUGACCUCCAAUUUGGGUUUCAUGCUGCUGAUUUCUGCAGAGAGGUAUUUAAUGGUGGCUUGGCCACUGUGGUACCACACAAAGAACAGUGCAAAGUUAUCCAUCCUGAUCUCAGUUUGCAUGUGGACCCUUUCACUGGCCUACUCCACUUUGGAUUAUGUCUUCUUGAUCCACACCAGAUUCUCCUUGUUGCUACUGUCUAUCAUCUGCCUCCUCCCUGCCCCAUUUCUUCUGAGUCUCUUCAUAGCCACGUGGAAAGCCCUCCACAAGAGUAUGGCCAUGAAACAUGAAACGAAGAACAGGAGAAGAGUUUUGGGGGUUCUGAGUCUGGUGUUGGGGACAUUCACAGUUUUUUUCUUCCCCUUUAGUUUCAGGAACCUCUACUACUCUCUUAAAGGUGACGAUGCCUCAGACGCAGAGGACUCGGUCAGGGAUUUGUCUGGUGUUUUGACCAGCGCUCUGGUCUAUCUUAGCCCUUUGAUAGACGCUUUAAUCUAUAUUUUCAUUAGGAGGGACAUAAGGGACACAGUGGAAGCAUUUCCCUGCUGCAAAACGCCUCUGAUGAAGCUCAAAGAGUUUCAGGACAGGCUAACAGACACUUUCCAGACAGAGACGGCUUUAUAAUUAAUUUAAUAAUGGGAAGUGCAUCUAAGAGGGAGUUUUUAAUCACACCCCUUGUAUUGUGGCUUAGACUGAAUCAUAAGUCAGCUGGAAAAUGUCCUGAAGAAACCCCAAACCACUGUAAUAAUGCUGCACAAGUUUCAACCCUUCAUCGUCUACCCCAGUGUAAAAGAGCUGAAUAAGCGAAUGGAAUAAUGAUUAUUAUACACAGGUGAAACCAAGUAAAGGUGUGUUAAAUUAAAGCCGCACCUAUAAAUAUUUUUGUGAACAAUAGAUCAACUAUGUGUAAUGUGAAAGUUGUUGCUUAUAGUGACAAACCAACAAAGAAUUAGCACCCGACUCUGCAGUUACCCUCAGCUCUAUGGAAUGUUUUAGCAUCUUUCAGCCCAUUGUUUUGGUUUUACUGCUCACAACUUUGCUGUUUUGGUUCCCUCUCACCGCUGUCAUUAGAGUAGUUUCUAGAUGUAGCAGGCAGCUGUUUUUAGCAAAAAUCGCACCAAACGGCAGGAAAACAAAAUUAGCAACUACCUGGUGAGCAUAUUAGAGCAUUUAGCAGCUAAAGGAGCACCUAUUUUUCUCAGGAGUUGGUGGAGGGCCAACAGAGCUAAAAGGAAAGUGAACAUUGGACUUAUAUUUGUCAAGUAGGCUGAAUGCAAAUGUUACUCCGUGUCUGAUAUGUAAAUAGAGAACUGUUUGCUAGAACGUUCUCCAUAAAAACAAGUUUAAAACUGGAAACCUGGAAUGUGAACUUCAGAAAGAGUAGUUUCAGGGUUUAUUUGGGUGCAUUUAAACUAAGACUCAGACACACACACACACACACACACACACACACACACACACACACACACACACACAUUGUCUGAACAACUGAACAUUCCUGUCAGCAUAAGCUGAAGAAACUGUCUUUAUAGAGGGACGUUAUUUGUAAAUUAGAAUAGAAAUAUAUUUACUUAUUAUCUCUUUUUACAGUAUUUUUUCUG